AUGCUGACCGCCUUCAUUGGCGAAGAAAAAUGGAAGUUUGAGAAGGCCAGACAGCUGAAGAAAGCUCAAUACAAGAAAGAGCGCUUUCUGAAGAAGAAUGUUGUCACCAUGACAACCGAUGAACUUGUUGCUAUACAAACUGAGAUCAAAGGACUCAGUGAUGAAUUCAACGUCUACCGCAUAGAUUGGCUUGGAGCCAAAGUCAGAUUUGUGAAGUUGGCUGAGAAAUUCACGGCUGAUGAAGCUAUUCUAGCCGCUCAUGAAAUUGCCAGGGCAACCACUACUGUUGCGCCUGAGGAACAAGCCAGGACAGCUGAAGCAUCUGCCGCUGUGCCUGAAGAAACUGAACCAGUCAGGCCAACUGCACCAGUUGUGCCUGAGGAAAAUGAACCAAUUUCCUCUGCUCCUCCUGCACCAACGCCAAGUCUCAUUCUUCCUUCUGCAUCAGACGCGAAGAAAACCAAGGCUGCGGUGCGAGCAGCAGUGAAGAAGAGGAAAGCAUCUGCUUCAUCAGAUUCUUCAGCCCCGAAGAAGAUGAAGACACUGGCCAGCUCUUUUGAAAAACCCAUUGAUGCUAUUCCUGUUUCGAGCAUGCCAUCAAAGGAACUCGUUCCCUUUGGUGAAGAUUAUGAGAUCCCAAGUGGAUCUGAUGAAGAUGUUCCUUCUGCUGCCUCUUCAGAGUAG
This is a messenger RNA of Aegilops tauschii subsp. strangulata, 684 nucleotides long. The record is from RefSeq and is a predicted model, not a curated record. NCBI's taxonomy places the organism in Eukaryota, Viridiplantae, Streptophyta, Magnoliopsida, Poales, Poaceae.